Amblyraja radiata (thorny skate) is the source of this 2019-nucleotide messenger RNA. RefSeq names its product E3 ubiquitin-protein ligase RNF130. The record is from RefSeq and is a predicted model, not a curated record. NCBI's taxonomy places the organism in Eukaryota, Metazoa, Chordata, Chondrichthyes, Rajiformes, Rajidae. The coding region runs from base 193 to 1470 and encodes 425 amino acids. The transcript is spliced from 9 exons.
CCUCUGCCAGCUCCGCUGUCAAAAGCCGGAGCGGAUGUUUUUAACGGACACGCGGCGGGAGUUGACCGCGCACCGAGUGAUUCGCGAUCGACCUUCUACACACUCAUCCCCCACUCACCUCGAAAACAAUGGAAAAGCUGAAGUAAAGUGGGUCGGGCUUUGAUCGGGAGAGUGGGAAAAGGCUGCUGGAAGAUGAGGCGGGUGUCGCACGCCGGGCGGCCGCAGUGGGCCAUCUACUUGUGGCUGGUGCUGGGGGUCGCCGGCCGCGCCGCCGCGCUCUCCGACCACCUGAGCGACCAGGGCAAGCCGGUGGUGGCGGAGGUGAACAUGUCGUACGUGGAGCCGGGCAGCGGGCGUCUGCGGCCGGUGCCGGUGCCGGGCCGCGCCGGGGACGGCCGCUACGGUCUGGAUUCGCUCAAAGCCGGUGUGGUGGACGGCACGGUGCUCGCCCCGAUGCCCGCCUCUGCCCGCAGCCGCCUGGGCUGCGAGCCGCACACCCGCUUCGCCGUGCCGCCCAACACCCAGCGCUGGAUCGCGCUGCUGCGCCGCGGCAACUGCUCCUUCAAGGAGAAGAUCAUGAACGCGGCGGCGAACCGGCCCACCGCCGUAGUCAUCUACAACAACGUGAGCGACGAGGACCUGGUCAACAUGGCACACAAAGGAACUGGUGACAUAGUUGCCAUCAUCAUUUCUCAGCAGAGAGGUCGUGAGAUUCUGAGCUAUAUGGAAAGAAACCUCACUGUGUUGAUGUCCAUCACAGUUGGACCAUCACAUUCUCCAAAGUAUGGCUCCCUGGUCUUCGUUUCCAUAUCAUUUAUUGUACUGAUGAUUAUUUCACUGGCGUGGCUGAUCUUUUAUUUCAUCCAGAAAUUCAGAAAUGCAAACUUACGUGGGCGGAAUCAGCGUCAACUGGGAAAUGUUGCCAAUAAAGCUAUCAGGAAGCUAGCCACAAGAACAGUUAAAAGGGAUGAUAAGGAAACGGAUCCAGAAUUCGAUCAUUGUGCAGUCUGUAUUGAGGGAUACAAAUCUAAUGAUGUGAUCAGGAUUCUGCCAUGCAAGCAUGUCUUCCACAAACAGUGUGUUGAUCCUUGGUUAAAUGAACACUGUACUUGCCCUAUCUGCAAACUAAAUAUACUGAAAGCACUGGGAAUCCUGCCAGACUCGCAGUGUGCAGAGACUACAGCACUUGAUGUGGAUCGAGCAGUUGGGGAAUCACUUGCCAAUCAGAGAUCUAUGCCUACUGAUGUCAGCAGCGAUGGCUCUAUCAGUCUCGAACCACUACGAUUUCUGGGGAGUUCGCAGAUGGGUCAAGAAGAAGAAUUUGUACCACGAACCAGGGAAAUGAAUGUCACCGUAACCAGUGGUCAGAUUGAAACCAGCGAGUCCAGCCUGCAGCAGCCCACGUUGUACGAGAUCAAGCUGACUGAAAUUCAUCCUUCCAGCGAGCACCCUGACCAGGACAAAGCAUGAGUUUGAUUCUGUCCCUGCUGGACAUCGGACCAGUCUUAAACUUUCUGUGCACAGUUUGUAGCUGCAAACCUUUACCACGUCUUGUGGACCCUGAUCCAAUGUAGGGAAAAGUAGAAGUGAACAGUACCACGUGCUGCCUGUCUUUACAUCAGCUUUCAUGUUAUCAUUCUUCACGAUGUCACCAAACAAAGAUGAUCAUGUUGGGAUGAAUGGAUUAGAUUUGCCUCAUUCGACCAAGAUUACUUACCAAACUUUUAAAAAGAAAUCUGCCUUAAGUCUGCUCGUGAGUAGAUGCUAGCCAAAUGAUCCCACUAACAGCCCCUGACCCAGCUUCCAUUUCUCUUCCCUUGUGCAUUUAACUCACUUCUCAGCAGCAUUAAAUACCCUUUCUGCUGUAAGACUCUUCAUACUGACACCUGACAACUAUCUGAAGUUUAGUUUCAUGUAGCAUUCUGAUCUCAUAAAGGUGUACAAAAUCAUGAAAGGAAUAGAUCGGGUUAAUGCACAGUGUCUCUUGCCCAAUAGGGGAAUCGAGAACCAGAGGACAUA